This is a messenger RNA of Xenopus laevis (African clawed frog), 1659 nucleotides long. It is a transcript of the gene mrpl45.L, whose product is annotated as mitochondrial ribosomal protein L45 L homeolog. Gene Ontology annotation, cellular component: mitochondrion. The transcript has 8 exons. The record is from RefSeq and is a predicted model, not a curated record. Bases 16 to 915 code for a protein of 299 amino acids. Lineage: Eukaryota; Metazoa; Chordata; Amphibia; Anura; Pipidae.
GCUUCUGCUGAGCUCAUGUCAUUUCUGGGACUAGCUUCAAUCCUCAGCCCAGCCCGCAUGGCAGCACCUGUUUUAGUUAUGCCCGUGAGGACCAAAAAGAGAUACUUCAUACCACCAGCCGUGGGAGCCAAGCAAAGAACAAUGGAUGACAUGAUAAAGAAAGCACGAGCAGCUGGAGUGGUAACCCCUCAAGAAACCAUGGAACGGCCCAUUAAUAUAGCCUGCACUGCUGGGAUACUUGACCCCUAUGUUCCUCCGGAGGGAGAUGCCCGCCUGUCCUCACUUUCCAAGGAAGGUCUAAAGCAGAGAACUCAGCAGCUGAAACAAACAGCGGCUUCUCAGCUGGCAAUCCGAAAGGUUAAGGAAUAUGACAGUGAAUUUACUACCAAGACAUUCCCAGAAAAGGCUCAAGAAAUAUUCAUCACAGCACACAAGUACCUAACAAAUUUUGAUCGUCACAAAUUACACACCUUGGUGACUGAGCGUUGUUAUCCGGAAAUGGUUCGUGGCAAUAGGUAUCGUACUAUUCGAUGGAGUUUUGUGGAGUCUAUAGAGGCCCCUCGAGUAGUUCAGGUCCGCUGCCCUGAGAUGGUCAGCAAAGGGAACCUCUACGCACAAGUAACAGUGCGUAUGCACAAUAAGCAGACCCUGAUCGUCUAUGACCGUUUUGGAAGAGUGAUGUGCGGAAGUGAGGAACCACGAGAUGUUUUAGAGUAUGUGGUUUUCGAACGUCACAUGGUGAAUCCCUAUGGAACAUGGAGAAUGCACGGCAAAAUUGUUCCUUCUUGGGCUCCCCCCAAAGAGCCCAUUGUAAAGACUGUACUGUUACCAGGACAACAGCUGAAGCCGUGCCAGGAGCUGGAUGAUAUCAGCUUUGAAAAGGCAGAACCUGUUCCCCAGCAGUGGUACAAAUAGUACAGUCUCUUGGAAGCAGAUUCAACUCCCAGAAUUCUCCUCAUCCUUUUUUUGUUCUCCGUUCAAUUGCAGGUUUCUAGCUUGUUAAAAGCCAGUGCACUGAACACAGUGUAAACAUGAUUGUUGCUGAGUAAAUCUGUCAUGCAUGGAUGAUGCAGAGCGCUAACUAGGCCAGAGAAGGUUUGGAAGCAGGUGUGUUUAACCAUCAGUAAAAAAAUCUCCACAUCCAUUUAUACAGUUAUAGAGCAACGAAGGUAGCCUGAAAACUCAGGUACAGUGAAUAAAAACAAUAUUUAUGUGACAUAAUGUAAUAAAAAGAGAAAUGUGCCCCGGUCUAGCUCGCAGAGUCUUUGUAUGAAAGAGCUAACCAAUGAAUCCUGUCUGCUGAAUGGUUGCUAUGGGUUACUAGACUUCUUUUAAUUACAUUUCCCCCACUGUGUUUUAGUUUUCCAUUAAAUGGGAGUCAUUGUUGGGGUUACAAGGAAGGUUUUUAGCACACCCUAUGCUGUUAUUGAGAGGAGGUGAUAGGAAUAUAUUACGCAAUAACAACCAUUUCAGUAUACAAAUAUGUUAUCAUCCCUGGUCAGAGUUAGCACUGGUCAGAAAUCAGAAAGCAAACUGUAAAAAGAGAGAGGAUACUUUUUUAUUUUGAUGAGCUCUUAUCACAGACAAAGGAUGAGUUUUUAUAACCUGUAACUUCCAGUUUAUUUCUGACUGUAAAGUAAAGUAAUUUCAGCAAAAAAA